This is a messenger RNA of Orbilia oligospora ATCC 24927, 1410 nucleotides long. RefSeq lists its product as uncharacterized. The coding region runs from base 1 to 1410 and encodes 469 amino acids. Gene Ontology annotation, molecular function: cysteine-type endopeptidase activity. Gene Ontology annotation, biological process: proteolysis. The transcript has 9 exons. NCBI's taxonomy places the organism in Eukaryota, Fungi, Ascomycota, Orbiliomycetes, Orbiliales, Orbiliaceae. The record is from RefSeq and is a predicted model, not a curated record.
AUGUCGUACUAUCCGGGCAGCCACGCCCACCAGCAGAAUCAACAGCAGGGCCAGUAUUACCCUCCCCAGGGUCCUCCACCGCAGGGAGGAGGAGGUUACUAUUCACCACCUCCCCAUCAUCAGCAAGGGUAUGGUAACUACCCACAACCACAGAAUCAGUAUAGCUCCCCGCCUCCACAGUACCCUCCUCAACAGCAGUAUGGUAACUACGGCCCACCAUCUGGACCACCCCCGGGGCCCGAAUAUAACUACCCGCCGCAGAAUCAGCAGCAAUAUGGAAAUUAUGGCCCACCCUCGGGACCACCUCCACAGGGUGGUGGGUUUUAUCCACCACCGAACGUCCAACAUGUCCACCAUCCCAAUCAGAACUACGGGCACACUGAGGGCCCCCGACCAAACAUGGCAAGUUAUAACAACAAUGAAUAUGCGAGAGGAAAUCACAACGCUCCUCGGCCAGUGCAAGGUCCACAGUCAUUUGGACAGGGACUCAACUACAAUUGGGUUCCCAGCAAGUGCACCGGACGUAGAAAGGCCUUGUUGAUCGGUAUCAACUAUUUUGGACAGCGUGGACAACUUAGGGGUUGCAUUAACGACGUCAAAAAUAUGAAAACUUUCUUGAACGAGCGUUAUGGAUACGCCUUGGAAGAUAUGGUUAUCUUAACUGAUGAUCAGCAGAAUCCAUCCAGUCAGCCUACAAAGGCGAAUAUUCUCAGAGCUAUGCAUUGGUUGGUGAAAGAUGCAAGGCCAGAUGACUCCCUCUUCUUUCAUUACUCUGGUCACGGCGGUCAGCAGAAAGAUACAGAUGGUGAUGAAGACGAUGGGUAUGAUGAGACAAUUUAUCCCGUCGACUUCCGUACUUCAGGUAUGAUUGUUGAUGAUGAGAUGCACAGAAUCAUGGUCUCUUCACUCCAGCCGGGUGUCAGAUUAACAGCCAUCUUUGACUCCUGUCACUCCGGAUCAGCCUUGGAUCUACCAUAUCUCUACUCCACCAAAGGUGUGCUCAAGGAACCAGAUCUGGCCAAAGAGGCUGGUAUGGGUCUUCUCGGCGCUCUCGCUUCGUUCAGCCGGAACGAUCUUGCUGGCGCUGCUUCAUCAAUUACUGGGAUAAUUAAGAAGGUUACUGUUGGAGCUAAAGCUAAUGAUGUGGCGAAACGAACCAAAACAUCUCCCGCAGAUGUUAUUCAGUGGUCUGGUUCCAAGGAUGUUCAAACAUCCGCUGAUACCUUUGAAGGCGGUGAGGCAACUGGCGCCAUGAGCUAUGCAUUCAUCAGCGCCUUAAAGAAAGACCCACAGCAGAGUUACCACCAGCUUCUUAAUAACAUUCGUGAAGAGUUGGAAGGUAAAUAUCAACAAAAGCCACAGUUGAGCUGUAGCCAUCCAUUAGACACAACCACUUUGUAUGUUAUGUGA